AUGAGAAAAAAUGCCCUGUUUCGCACCUACAUAGUUGCAAUGUUUCGCAGAGCUCUGUUUCUCUUCCUCCUCUUUCAGUUCUGCACUUCCAGGGACACCAUAAGAGGGAACGAAGAGCAACUGAAGGAUGUUGAUGGAGACUAUCUACUUUCCAGAGAAAGCAAGUUUGAGUUGGGGUUCUUCAGCCCUGGAAAUUCUAGCUACCGGUAUGUUGGAAUCUGGUAUUCUCAGACUAGAGCAACUGAAAAAACAGUGGUGUGGGUUGCAAACAGGAACAAUCCCAUCAAUGAUACGUCUGGUGUGCUCACAAUCAACAGGUAUGGAGAACUGGUCCUCUAUGCUUACAAUUUGGAAAAUGAUCCUAUAUGGUUCACCAAUACGUCGCAGUCGGUCAAGAAUGUUAACACUAGCACUUUAUCAGCACAGCUUUUGGAUACAGGAAAUUUUGUUGUGUUCCAGGAUGAUAAUAAUGAUAUAUUUAUAUGGCAGAGUUUUGAUCAUCCUACAGAUACUCUACUUCCAGGUAUGAAACUUGGGGUGAAUUGGAAAACUGGGCUAGAAUGGGUUUUAACAUCUUGGAAGUCACAAGAUGACCCUGGAACUGGGGACUCUACCUUUAGGCUCUAUCCAAGCCAGAUUGGAUUCCCCCAAUUUUUUAUGUAUAAGGGUUUGAGUAAGUAUUGGCGAGCUGAUCCUGGGCCAACGCCUAAUGUGGUCAAUAAUCAAGAGGAAACUUAUAAUUUCUUGAAUGCCGAUGCAAUUACAAGAACAAUAGUUACUGAUUCUGCGGUGAAGCGCCUUACUUGGGAUGAUGGCAACCUUCAAUGGAAGGAAGACUUAUCUGCACCAAAGUCCCGGUGUGACUGGUAUGGACGGUGUGGUGCCAACAGCAAAUGUAGCCCUGACAAUGUUAAUCAGUUUGAGUGUGAAUGCUUACCAGGGUAUGAGCCUAAGUCUAUUAGUGAUUGGAAUCAGAAAAAUGGGUCAGGUGGAUGUGUUAAUAAUAGGGUUGGUUUGUUCAAGUGUGGAGAUGGAGAUGGGUUUGUGAAGGUGGAAAGAGUUAAAUAUCCGGACACAUUAAUAGCAGCAUUGUCAAAAUCAGGCAUGAGUGCCAAAGAGUGUCGGCAUGAGUGCCUAAGAAAUUGUUCUUGCACUGCAUAUUUGAGCACUGAAAAUGAAGGGCUUGAUGGCUGCUUCACAUGGUAUGAUGACCUGAUGGACAUUUUAGGGUACACAGAGGUUGGACGAGAUCUCUACGUUCGUGUGAAUGCAACUGUGUUAGCUGCAUAUGUAGGAAAAUCACAAGGUUUCUUGGAAAGAAAGGGUAUGCUGGCUAUUCCAAUACUGUCUGCUGUGCUAGCGUUGGGAGAGGCGCUUGAUGAAACACAGAGACACCCCGAAUUACAAUUUUUUGAUCUUGACACAAUAAUAGCAGCCACAGACCACUUUUCUCGUAUCAAUGAACUUGGCCAUGGUGGUUUUGGCUCUGUUUAUAAGGGUAAGCUACCAAAUGAACAAAAUGUUGCUGUCAAAAGGUUGUCCAAAACUUCAGGACAAGGGAUUGAAGAAUUCAAAAAUGAAGUUGCACUUAUAGCAAGACUUCAACACAGGAACCUCGUGAAACUUUUAGGCUGCUAUCACACAAGACGUUGGGUCUUGGACUGGGAAAGGCGCUUUGAGAUCAUCAAUGGGAUUGCUCGUGGAAUUCUGUAUCUUCACCAAGAUUCAAGAUUGAGAAUCAUCCAUAGAGAUCUGAAACCUAGCAAUGUUCUACUAGAUGCAGAGAUGAACCCAAAAAUUUCUGAUUUUGGCAUGGCUAGAAUAUUCCAUGGGAACCAACUUCAAGACAAAACGAGCCGAAUUGUUGGAACAUAUGGCUACAUGUCACCAGAAUACGCAGUAUUUGGGAGAUUUUCCAUGAAAUCUGACGUCUUUAGUUUUGGGAUCAUAAUGUUGGAGAUUGUAAGUGGCCAGAAAAUCAAUGGUUCUGGUCUAGAGGAUCCUUCCAUGAAUUUGAUAGGACAUGUUUGGGAGCUCUGGAAUGAAGGUAGAGCCUUAGAUAUUGUGGAUUCGACAUUGAAGUCAUAUCAGUCUGAUGAAGUCAUUAGAUGCAUACAAGUUGCUCUCUUGUGUGUACAAGAAGAUUCAAAGGACCGACCUCCCAUGUCAGCUGUUGUUUUCAUGUUGAGUGGUGAAGCAUCUCGUCCAUCUCCUAAGCAGCCGGCAUUUGUCUACAGAAAAUACUCCGAUGCUGAUGAUGAUCCAUUACUUUCAAACGACUUGACAGUAACUAUAAUGGAAGCUCGAUAA
This is a messenger RNA of Fragaria vesca subsp. vesca, 2310 nucleotides long. Its product is annotated as G-type lectin S-receptor-like serine/threonine-protein kinase RKS1-like. The transcript is spliced from 7 exons. Lineage: Eukaryota; Viridiplantae; Streptophyta; Magnoliopsida; Rosales; Rosaceae. Gene Ontology annotation, molecular function: protein kinase activity; ATP binding. Gene Ontology annotation, biological process: recognition of pollen; protein phosphorylation. Bases 1 to 2310 code for a protein of 769 amino acids. The record is from RefSeq and is a predicted model, not a curated record.